Periconia digitata is the source of this 1759-nucleotide messenger RNA. The record is from the annotation of a GenBank genome assembly. Lineage: Eukaryota; Fungi; Ascomycota; Dothideomycetes; Pleosporales; Periconiaceae.
CGCAAAUGGGAUGGAUGUUAUUGGUGUUGCUGUGGUUUUGCUUUUUGGUGAGAGACCACCAGCUCAACGCGCGGGGGGGCUGCGCUCUUAUAAGCAGUCAAAGUGCCCCGCCAUGAUUUGUCUGCCCCUCCAUUCACCACCAAAAAAACAUCACCGGCAUCGUCCACUCCCCAACAUCGCCCAUUGGCCCCGUACAAUGGCAAAAGUCGAGCAGAAGACUGUCCUCAUCGUUAUCGACGGAUGGGGCGUCGCCACCGAGAAGUCGCGCAAAGAUGGUGAUGCCAUUCUCGCCGCUGACACUCCCACCAUGGACGACUUCGCCAAGGAGAACUCCAAGACUGCCCAAGGAUAUACAGAACUCGAGGCUUCUUCUCUCGCCGUCGGUCUUCCCGAGGGUCUCAUGGGCAACAGUGAGGUCGGCCACUUGAACAUUGGCGCUGGUCGAGUCGUGUGGCAGGAUGUCGUCCGCAUCGACCAGACCAUUAAGAACGGCGAGCUCAACAAAGUCAAGAACAUCCAGGAAUCUUUCCAGCGCGCAAAGAACGGCAACGGCAGGCUCCAUCUCCUUGGUCUGGUAUCCGACGGUGGAGUUCAUUCGCACAUCAACCAUCUCGUGGCUAUGCUCAAGGUUGCCAAAGAGAUCGGCGUUCCUGAAGUCUUCAUCCACUUCUUCGGUGAUGGCCGAGAUACCGACCCCAAGUCCGCUGCCGGCUACAUGGAGCAGCUCCUCAAGCACACAAAGGAGAUUGGUCUCGGUGAAGUCGCUACCAUCGUGGGUCGGUACUACAUCAUGGACCGUGACAAGAGGUGGGACCGCGUUGAGAUUGGAAUGAAGGGUAUUGUCUCCGGCGAGGGCACCGAAAGUGACGAUCCAGUCGCUGCUAUCAAGGCCAAAUACGAGGCAGGUGAGAACGACGAGUUUAUCAAGCCCAUUAUUGUGGGAGGAAAGGAGCGAAGAGUGCAAGAUGGUGACACCUUGUUCUUCUUCAACUACCGUUCCGAUCGCGUUCGUGAAGUCACCCAAUUGAUGGGUGACUUUGACCGUUCCCCUAAGCCCGACUUCCCCUACCCCAAGGACAUUCACGUCACCACCAUGACCCAGUACAAUGUCAAGUAUAAUUUCCCCGUCGCUUUCCCGCCACAGAAGAUGGACGACGUGCUCGCAGAGUGGCUAGCAAAGCAAGGUGUAAAGCAGUGCCAUGUUGCUGAGACAGAGAAGUAUGCUCACGUCACUUUCUUCUUCAACGGUGGUGUUGAGAAGCAGUUCGAUAACGAGGAGCGUGAUAUGAUCCCAUCGCCAAAGGUCGCUACCUAUGACCACGAGCCUAAGAUGAGUGCCAUGGCAGUGGCGGACAAGAUGGUGGAGAGGAUCAAGGAGGGCAAAUUUGAGUUCAUCAUGAACAACUUUGCGCCACCAGACAUGGUUGGCCACACAGGUGUCUACGAGGCGGCGAUUGUGGGUUGCACUGAAACCGAUGCGGCAAUCAAGAAGAUAUACGAUCAGUGCAAGGAGAGCGGAUACGCUCUGUUCAUCACUGCUGACCACGGCAACGCCGAGGAGAUGUUGAACGAGGAGGGCAAGCCCAAGACGUCUCACACGACGAACAAAGUUCCGUUCGUCAUGGCUAGCGCCCCCGAGGGUCUUAGUCUGCAGAAGAAGGACGGUGUUUUAGGAGAUGUUGCGCCUACGCUCCUGGACAUCAUGGGGCUGCCCAAGCCAGAAGAUAUGGACGGCAAGUCUCUACUCCUCAGGAAAUAG